AUGUCACUCGGUGCAAUUCUGCCACUUAUCAGAGAUACUGCAAUGUCCGAUGAAUAUUUAUUUCUUUUUAAUUUCUUAUUAUUAUUGUUGUCAUUUAUAUUUGUGUCAUUGGCCUUUUACGCGGUAUCUGAAGAAUCAAAAGGUGGAAUGUUGGCAUUUAUAGUUUUUUGGCUUUUAUUAGUUAUAGAAUUGAUCUAUUUGCUUACAGUCCAUGGAAGCUCUGCUGCUGCUAUAGGGUGGACUUUUUGGAUAUUGUUUACGUUACUUUUUUUUAUAAUAUCAUUAGCGGCUUUGGUAUAUGCGAUACUGGCAUUAAACAAUUUUGGAAAAGGACUAAAAGCAUAUGUUAACCAUUUAUCAUUACAAGAUUAUGAAUCGUCUCUAUUUUUACAGAAAGCGAAAAUCAUUGAUGCUGAAAAUCAUCGUGAUAUGCGGACAUGGCGUUCUGAAGAAUAA
Messenger RNA from Cetraspora pellucida, 456 nucleotides. The record is from the annotation of a GenBank genome assembly. Lineage: Eukaryota; Fungi; Glomeromycota; Glomeromycetes; Diversisporales; Gigasporaceae.